AUGGAGCUACGAAACAACCAGAAAUGGUGUGAGCUUUCAUACUCAGCUAAGAGGAGGAAGUGUGAGGAUGGUUCACAAUCUUCAACCUCUCACGCAAAUGAAACAAAGAGUGAGCAUGAUCGUCCCCCGGGUGUCAAGGCAGCAAAGAGUAAGAAAACGAAGGUAGAGGGGAAGGCACUGAUAGAGUUUCAGAGUAUGUGGAAUAUUAAAAAGCAGGAUAUGGCCACGAAAGAAAGGUUGUCGAAGAUGAGUCUUCUUGACAGUCUGAUUUCCAAAAAAGAACCCUUAGCUGAGUAUGAAGAAGCUCUAAAGAAGAAACUAAUCAAUGAUUUGAUGUCUAAUUAG
This is a messenger RNA of Brassica napus (rape), 345 nucleotides long. RefSeq lists its product as uncharacterized. The record is from RefSeq and is a predicted model, not a curated record. The coding region runs from base 1 to 345 and encodes 114 amino acids. NCBI's taxonomy places the organism in Eukaryota, Viridiplantae, Streptophyta, Magnoliopsida, Brassicales, Brassicaceae. The transcript has a single exon.